AGUGUGAGAGAGAGGGUGUGAAAGAGCACCAGAAGAUUGUGUGUGUUUGAGAGAGAGAGAGAGAGGGGGGGGGUGACAAACACGUAAAGGCUGCUGCUGUUGGUGGGAGGAGAGAUGAAGAGCAGGAGGAGGAGGAGAAGCUGAGGCAGCCGAUCGUCCCAGACCAAGUCACAGCUGGACAGCACGCUAACUUCCUCCAACGCCACACAGACACGGUCUGCAGGAGAGGAGCUGCACAGAAAAACUUUUCCAGGAAUGAUGGGGAGAAGGACUCAAGCCUGAGAGAACAGAAUUUGAACAUUUCUUUAAAAGAUUCUUAAUCAUUUCAUAAAGUUGUUUUCCAGAGAGGGAGUUUGCAACAUUGCAUUUUUCUUUUGAGGUGCAGCCUUCACUUAGCUGAGCCGUCUUUACUGUUUGACUGCUCUCUCUCUCUCCCUCUCUCUCUCUGUCUCCCUCUCUCUCUCUCUCUCUCUCUCUCUCUCUUUAACACACUCUCUUGCUCGCUCGCUUUGGAAGUCUUAAUUCACCAUUUGCGUUUAUCUUAUUUCCUCAGCGCUCUCUGAAAAGCAGCAUUAAAAGGCUUCAUUCAAAGCCCUCUGUGCCCGCUUGAUAAUGCUCCCCAAGCUUCUGCCUUGAGACUCAACAGUUCCUGUGCUGACACAGAAACCACUCUCACUCUCUCUCUCUCACUCACUCUUUCACUCUCUCUGGGGACUUAAAGAAAGACUUGCAAUUCUCAUUCCAUUUGCUCUGCCCUGGAGAUUGACUGAGCGUUCUGAAUCUGGACGUCAAGAACGGGAAGGACAGUGGUGAGGUGAGGUGAGCGGGUUGGAUCCUUGGGGAUGGGAGAAUGAUUGCCGGAUUCAGCGCCAUAAACGGACACAUUAGCGGCCAGUGCCGGGUCGUGGGCUCGGGCGGGCUGCUGGCCGCACCGCAGGUCGCCACUCAGGCCAGUCGGGAGAUUGGCGUGACCCCUGACCUGUGUCUGCAUUUUCAGGGUCAGCACUUCAAUGGGCAUCCUCAGUCUACAUGUACGGUGGUGGGUGGAAUCGCCGCCUGCAUUAAACCCGCACUACCACCACCACCACCACCCCCUGCGCUGCCACCACAAGCACUGUCAGCACCGGCUCUGCCCCUGUCGCAGUCUACGCCUGUGCCCCCUGCUGCGCCCCCCAAACCGGGGCAGGGGGGCUUCAAGAAGGUGUGCCGCAUGGAGGAGGCGUCUCCGUGCCCAUUCCCGGGGCUGGCCGCCGGCGUGCUCCACAUGCGGGUAAAGGAGGGCAGCAAGAUUCGGAACCUCAUGGGCUUCGCCAUGGCCCGCAUGCAGGGGCCGACCGGGACCGAAACCGCGCCAGGGCUCUGUGGCGGAACCGGGAGCUCAGCGUCCGCCGGAUCAGCCGUGUCCGCUGCCGGCUCCGCGGGCCUGAGACAGGUGGUGUUCUCCGGGUCUGGCCGUGCCGUCACCAAGACCAUCACGUGCGCGGAGAUCAUGAAACGCAAGCUGGGCGGACUCCACCAGCUCACCAAACUCUGCUACAAGGGCGUGCGCGAAGUCUGGGAAAGCCAGGAGCCCGCUGCUGCUGCUGCUGGUGGCAGUGGUGCUGGCAACGGCACCUCCUCCGAGAUGACCGUGCAUCGGACCGUGCCGUCCAUCAGCAUCCUGCUCUCCAAGGACCCACUGGACCCCUGCGAGCCGGGCUACCAGCCCCCCGAGACGCUCAGCGCGCUGUGGGGAGAGCGGGAGGAGCAGGGGGGGGCCCCCUCCCAGGCGGUGACUAAGAGAGCCAUGCUGCUGGAGCCCCUGGUGCAGGCUGGCCAGCCUGUCGCUAAGAGGCUGUGUGUGAGGGCAGCGGUCCCGCUAUGCUGCCCUGCAGACUGAUGGAACAGGAUAAGAGGAAGAUGAGGGGCGGAGAAGAGCUAAAUGGCGAUCUCCCCCUACACACACACACACACACACACACAUUCACAUACACACAUACACACUGUACAGACAU
Messenger RNA from Alosa sapidissima (American shad), 1994 nucleotides. RefSeq names its product ribonuclease P and MRP subunit p25, b (gene rpp25b). Gene Ontology annotation, biological process: tRNA 5'-leader removal. Bases 851 to 1879 code for a protein of 342 amino acids. The transcript has a single exon. NCBI's taxonomy places the organism in Eukaryota, Metazoa, Chordata, Actinopteri, Clupeiformes, Clupeidae. Gene Ontology annotation, cellular component: ribonuclease MRP complex. The record is from RefSeq and is a predicted model, not a curated record. Gene Ontology annotation, molecular function: RNA binding.